UGUCGCGUUACUCCCUCCUACAGAACAGAACAUUCAUCUGAAACUCCCUCGAGCAACUUCAUAGCCGGAGCUCGAUAAUAUCAUUAAUGCAGCUGAACGCAGAGUCACACACCGUCUGAUAAUGUGGAAGAUGUGCGGGCUUCUGAUCGGCUGGACUCUGCUGCUGCUCACACUGCAUGUCCGAGCACAGUCUCAAAACAGACAGACCUUCACAUGUGGUGGGAAUAUAACAGGAGAGUCGGGUGUCAUCGGUAGUCAGGGUUAUCCUGGAGUCUAUCCACCCAAUACCAAAUGUGUGUGGAGAAUUACAGUACCAGAGGGCAAAGUGGUUGUCCUUUCAUUUCGUUUCCUGGACUUAGAGAGUGACAACCUGUGCAGGUACGAUUAUGUGGAUGUUUACAGUGGUCACGCCAAUGGACAGCGCCUCGGCCGCUUCUGUGGCACGUUCAGACCGGGAGCCCUCAUUUCCACUAGCAAUAAAAUGCUCAUACAGAUGCUAUCCGAUGCCAAUACAGCUGGCAGCGGCUUCCUGGCUGUGUACUCUGCUGCCAACCCACACGAACGCGGAGAUCAGUACUGUGGUGGCAGAUUAGUAAAGCCGUCGGGAACCUUCAAGACUCCAAACUGGCCUGAGAAAGACUAUCCUGCUGGAGUCACAUGUGCUUGGCAUAUAGUGGCACCAAAAAACCAGAUUAUAGAGGUGAAAUUUGAGAAGUUUGAUGUAGAGAGGGACAACUACUGCCGUUACGAUUACGUAGCAAUUUUUAAUGGUGGAGAAAUCAACGAUGCUAAAAGAAUAGGAAAAUACUGUGGAGACAGCCCUCCAGCGCCAGUGUUCUCGGACGGAAAUCAACUCUUCAUUCAGUUCCUGUCUGAUCUCAGUUUAACAGCGGAUGGUUUUAUUGGUCAUUACAAAUUUAGACCCAAGAAAUUUCCUGUCACAACGGUUCCACCCACCACAACAGCACCACCCACUACCACCAGACCUAUAUCUUUGAAGUAUUCCACAGCGCUAUGUCAACAGAAAUGCAAACGAAAGGGAACCCCUGACAGCCAUUACUGUUCCAGCAACUUUGUGAUCACGGGAACGGUCAUCACCGCAGUAACACGGGGUGGUAGCAUGUACGCCACUAUCUCCAUAAUCAAUGUCUACAAGGAGGGAAACCUUGCCAUCCAGCAGGCUGGCAAAACCAUGAGCACGAAGAUUGUCAUCCUGUGUAAGAAGUGCCCAUAUGUCAGGCGAGGUCUGAACUACAUCUUCAUGGGUCACGCGGAUGAGGAGGGCCGUGGAAUGAUCGCCCCACAUCAUUUCAUCAUGGCUUUCAAGGCCAAGAACCAGAGAGCCUUCAACAUGCUGAAGAGCAAACGCUGCUGAGAUAUCAUAGACUCACUCAGUCUCUGGAUUCAUACACAGAUGUGUGGUGUCUUUAUUACCACCCUGCAUGACCCAGCUUCCUUCAUCACCUUCUUCAGUGGAGGAUGAGGACUGUUGAAGCACAUGACAGACCUCUGGUUGGGCUUUCUUGAUCCUACUAAUCUUUAUACUGUUUUGAUGAAAAUUAAAGGGAUGAUUCAACCAAAAAUGAAAAAUCGCUCAUCAUUUACUCACCCUCACGCCAUCCCAGAUGUGUAUGACUUUCUUUCUAUUGCUGAAUACAAACAAAGAUUUUUAAAAGAAUAUUUCAGCUCUGUAGGUCCUUACAAUGCAAGUGAACGGUGACCAGACCUUUCCAGCUUCAAAAAUAACAUAAAGGCCACAUAAAAGUAAUCCAUAAGACUCCACACGCGCUAUGUCUCCGUGGUAACGCACGCAACAAGCCACGUGAUAAGAUGCAGGGAUUGACGGUCUCAGACGCUGAGGCAACUGAGUUUUGUCCUCCGCCACCCGGAUUGAGGCGAGUCAUUACACCACCACGAGGACUUAGAGUGCAUUGGGAAUUGGGCAUUCCAAAUUGGGGAGAAAAAAAAAAAGGACUUAAAUAUUGAUCUGUUUCUUAAUGCUGCCACGUACUUUUUUUUUUUCCUUAGUUAUGUCAUAAACGACAUCUUUUCUCGUAAUAAUGAGAUAUUAUGUCAAAAACUACAUCUUUUCUUGUAAUAACAAAAUAUGAUGUCAUAAAACUUUAUUCAUUUUUCUCAAUGAGAUAUGUCAUAAAACAGCAUCUUUUCUCAUAAAAAGGAGAUAUUAUGUUAUAAAAACAACAUCUUUUCUUGUAGUAACGAGAUAUUGUAAAAACGACAUCUUUCUCGCAAUAACGAGAUGUCAUAAAAAUUACAUAUUUUCUAGUAAAAACAAAUUAUGUCAUAAAAACAACAUCUAUCUCACAAUGAGAUGUCAUAAAAAUUACAUAUUUUUUCUCGUAAAAACAAGAUAUGUCAUACAAACGACAUCUCGCAAUAACGAGAAGUCAUAAAAACAACAUCGUUUCUUGUAAUAACGAGAUAUGUCAUAAAAACGACAUCUUUUCUCGUAAUAACGAGAUAUUAUGUCAUAAAAACAACAUUGUUUCUUAUAAUAAUGAGAUAUUAUGUCGUAAAAACAACAAUUUCUUGUAACAACGAGAUAUGUCGUAAAAACAACAAUUUCUUGUAAUAACGAGAUAUUAUGUCGUAAAAACAACAUCGUUCCUUGUAAUAAUAAGAUAUUAUGUCGUAAAAACAACAUCGUUUCUUGUAAUAACGAGAUGUCAUAAAAACGACAUCUUUUCUCGUAAUAACGAGAUAUGUCAUAAAAACAACAUCGUUUCUUGUAAUAACGAGAUAUGUCAUAAAAACAUCGUUUCUUGUAAUAAUGAGAUAUUAUGUCAUAAAAACGACAUCUUUUCUCGUAAUAACGAGAUAUGUCUUAAAAACAUCGUUUCUCGUAAUAACGAGAUAUUAUGUCCUAAAAACGACAUCUUUUCUCGUAAUAAUGAGAUAUGUCAUAAAAACAACAUCGUUUGUUGUAAUAACGAGAUAUGUCUUAAAAACAACGUUGUACGACAUAUCGUUAUUAGGAGAAAAGAUGUCGUUUUUACGUCAUAUCUCAUUAUUGUGAGAAAAGAUGGAGUUUUUGACAUUAUAUCUUUAUUACAAGAAAAGAUGUCAUUUUUAUGACAUCUCGUUAUUAUGAGAAAAUAUUUUGUCUUUGACAUAUCUCGUUAUUACAAGAAAAGAUGUCGUUUUUACUACAUAAUUGAGUGAAAAAAUAAUAAGUACAUGGCAGCCUUGCACCACCGUAGUUUCUGAUUUUUGGACCUAUAUAGGUUUGGCCACCAUUCACUUGCAUUGUAUGAACCUACAGAGCUGAAAUAUUCUUCUAAAAAUCUCUGUUUGUGUUCAGCACAAGAAAGAAAGACAUACACAUCUGGGACAGCAUGUGGGUGAGUAGUUCUUGCUGCCAUUUUAAAGGGAUAGUUCACCCAAAAAUAAAAAUUCUCUCAUCAUUUAAAGUUAAAAAGGAACAUUUGUUCAUUUUUACUCAUACCUCAUGACAUUCCAAACCUUUAUCACUUUCUUUCUUCUGUGGAAGACAAAAGGAGAAUUGUUUAAGAAUUCCAUGCAAAGACAGUUCAUAGUUACGAUGUCUGUAAAAAUGAAUCAAAAAUUCUCAUUUUAUGUUUCAUGGGGAAACCCCAAUAGAAUUUGGGUAUAUAGCGUAUUUCAUUUUUGGGUAAAUUAACCCUUUACACAGAGAGAGAUUGAGUAUCCUUAUGGCCUAGUAAGACAUGGCACAGGUAAGAUUUUUGGCACAGUUUACAAGAUACUUGAUUUUCUCUGAGCUUCCUUUGUGUUGUCUAAAAGGCAAUAAUCUACUAACAUCUUUUUGCUGUGUUUUGGAAUCAUGAUGGAUUUAUGUUACAUUUUGUCUAUAAAAUAUUUUCAUAGAAAUAUUUCCCAGUGGUGAAUGUUAAUUUAUAACUUAUUUGUUUUAUGAGAGAGAAAUAAAGUCCAUUUAUCAGUUUUG
Molecule: messenger RNA, 3946 nt
Organism: Myxocyprinus asiaticus (Chinese sucker)
Lineage: Eukaryota; Metazoa; Chordata; Actinopteri; Cypriniformes; Catostomidae
Product: procollagen C-endopeptidase enhancer 2-like
Exons: 9
Coding region: 122-1375 (417 amino acids)
Molecular function (GO): protein binding
Source: RefSeq, a predicted model, not a curated record